This is a messenger RNA of Cetraspora pellucida, 306 nucleotides long. NCBI's taxonomy places the organism in Eukaryota, Fungi, Glomeromycota, Glomeromycetes, Diversisporales, Gigasporaceae. The record is from the annotation of a GenBank genome assembly.
AUGGCCUUUGAUCACUUUAUCUUAUCAACUUCUAAUAGAAUAUUCGAAACUAAUGGCCAUCAAUUAUCAUUAAAAUCCUGUAUUGGAACCUCUAAAGCUCCAUUUACAUCAAAAAGAAGACUACGCUUUUCAUCUGAUAUGAGGUUUGAUAUUGACAUGAAAACAGAAGGUACAAUAUCCCUAGCAACCAGAAGCACACCAGACAUGAUACUUGAAGAAACAACACCCAGGAGAGCAACACCCACAGCAACCAAUGAGGCACCAAACGUGGUAUUUGAAGAAGCGAUGCUUGAAAAAACAGCAUAA